Molecule: messenger RNA, 1326 nt
Organism: Erinaceus europaeus (western European hedgehog)
Lineage: Eukaryota; Metazoa; Chordata; Mammalia; Eulipotyphla; Erinaceidae
Gene: DDAH2
Product: DDAH family member 2, ADMA-independent
Exons: 7
Coding region: 264-1121 (285 amino acids)
Biological process (GO): arginine metabolic process; positive regulation of nitric oxide biosynthetic process
Molecular function (GO): amino acid binding; dimethylargininase activity
Source: RefSeq, a predicted model, not a curated record
CGCUUAGACAAUGCGGGGGAGCAGCCAGACCGUCGCGCCCCAGCCCCAUCGUAGUAUUGGAGCUCGCCUACCCAGGGACCCCUCAAAAGCCUGAGCCCCAGCCCCCGAAGCUUGAAAACUAGGAUUCUCUUCUCCACCAACUCUGACUUCGGGGGAGGUGGGGCCCCAGACAAGAUCCGAGCUGCAGGAGUGGGGGUGGCCGCAGGAGGUGAAGUAAAAAGAAUCUAAGCAGCGCGACUGGAGGGGACGUUUGUGUGAAUGGGAUGGGGACACCGGGGGAGGGGCUGGGCCGCUGCUCCCAUGCCCUGAUCCGGGGGGUCCCCGAGAGCCUGGCUUCUGGGGAAGGUGCGGGAGCUGGCCUCCCAACUCUGGACCUGGCCAAAGCUCAGAGGGAGCAUGGGGUGCUAGGGGGUAAACUGAGGCAGCGGUUGGGGCUGCAACUACUGGAACUGCCUCCUGAAGAGUCGCUGCCUCUGGGGCCGCUGCUGGGCGACAUUGCCGUGAUCCAAGGGGACACAGCCCUCAUCACGCGGCCCUGGAGCCCUGCCCGCAGGCCGGAGGUCGAUGGAGUGCGCAAAGCUCUUCAGGACUUAGGGCUCCGAAUUGUGGAGAUGGGGGACGAGAGUGCAACGCUGGAUGGCACUGAUGUUCUUUUCACCGGCCGGGAGUUUUUCGUAGGUCUUUCCAAGUGGACCAAUCACCGAGGAGCUGAGUUCGUGGCUGACACCUUCCGAGACUUCGCAGUCUCCACAGUACCUGUCUCUGGCCCUUCCCACCUUCGCAGCCUCUGUGGAAUGGGAGGACCCCGCACUGUGGUGGCUGGUAGUAGUGAGGCUGCCCAAAAGGCUGUCAGGGCAAUGGCAAUGUUGACAGAUCAUCCCUAUGCCUCCCUGACCCUCCCAGAUGAUGCAGCUGCUGACUGUCUCUUUCUGCGUCCUGGGUUGCCUGGUGUGCCCCCAUUCCUUCUGCACCGUGGAGGUGGUGACCUGCCCAAUAGCCAGGAGGCACUGCAGAAGCUCUCUGAUGUCACCCUGGUCCCUGUGUCCUGCUCUGAAUUGGAGAAGGCAGGUGCUGGACUCAGCUCCCUCUGCCUUGUGCUCAGCACACGCCCCCACAGCUGAAAGUCUGGCCUUGGGAUCCUCACUGGCCAGGGAUAGGGCAGCAUAAAGUGUAGAGGGGAAGGAGGAUUAGACAGAGGACUGAAUAGGCAGUAGUGGGAGAGAGCUCCAAGGUAGGGGGAGGGUAUCGUAUGGGAAAAAGAAUAGAGACAACUAGGUGGGCUCUCUACCCCAGAACUAAUAAAAUAGAACUAACCUUUUAGACUGA